CUCCCCGUCACUGCGACCCACUCUCCACUCAGACUCCAGUCCACUGUCCAGUCCAGGUGCGCGCACAAGAUCAGCGAGGAGAGUUGUUUGUUUUAUCAGCUGAGUGUGUGUGCGGGUGUUCGCACAUAAGCCUCAGAUCCUUCCUGCCCUGAAUACGUGAUCUUCCUGUUUGUGAUUAUUCGGCGUUGCUUUCUGCACCGCCAGGAGAGGCUCACUCCACGGAUUAGGAGCAGAUUUCGUCUUGGCUAUAAAAUUUGAUCAGUCGCACCCCCAGACUCAGAUCGACAGCCGCUGUUGAGAGUUUGCUGUUCGAGAAAAUUACUAGAGUUGUAGUACAUUCCGUGUCGCUCUUCAGUGUUGGGCAGUCGUCAUCGCGUGGCUGAGUGUCCGCGGAGCUUUGCUGUUUGCGCAGCGUGAGCCCCAGGGUUUGAUUCUGUUCUGCUGUUUUGUUGCCCACGUGAACGUAUGGAGAAAUGAGCUCACAGUAUUUGGAACCGGGUGCCCGCGUGUGGGUGAAGGGCAAGGUAACAUGGCAGCCGUGUACCGUCGUGUCCGCCGGUCCCAUGAUCAAGUUCAAGUCCGACUAUGGCGAGAACUUGGAGUAUUCACAGGAUGUGUGCACCCACGAGACGGUCACGCCGAUGCACCAGUCCAGCGUGGAGGGUGUGGAGGACAUGGCCACGCUCUCUGAUCUUCACGAGGCUGCCAUUCUCUACAACAUCAAGCUACGCUACUCCAAGGACAUGAUCUACACAUACAUUGGCAGUAUCCUAUCCGCUGUGAACCCGUACAAGUCGAUCGGUGACCUCUACUCAGAUGAUCUGAUUAAAAGGUACACGAAGCAGCAUCUCGGUGAGCUGCCUCCACACAUCUACGCCAUCGCUAACGAAGCGUAUCAGUCGUUAUGGCGGCAGGCUGAGAACCAGUGUGUCCUGAUCAGCGGUGAGUCCGGUGCUGGUAAGACGGAGUCGACAAAGUUUAUUCUGAGCUUCUUGUCGGAGAUGAGCUUGUCGCACGCCGAAACCGCCGCCACCAGCAGCAAGCGCAGUGUCAACGAGGCUAUCCUACAGAGCAGUCCUAUUCUGGAAGCAUUUGGCAAUGCCAAGACCGUGUACAACAACAACUCGAGUCGUUUCGGCAAGUUCAUCACGCUCAACUUCAACAACAACGGUGUCAUUGAAUCCGGAAACAUCAUUGACUAUCUACUAGAGAAGAACCGAGUUGUGCGGCAGAACCCGGCCGAGCGCAACUUUCACAUCUUCUACUGCAUGCUGGUCGGUGCGGCACCGGAGCUGAGCGAGAAGCUGCAGCUGUGGGGAGCCAAGAAGUACCACUACCUGAAUCAGAGCGGCUGCGUGAGCGACCCCACCAUCAACGACGCGCAGCACUUCAAGGACAUCGAGCUUGCCUUCGAAACAAUGAUGUUCUCACCGGAGAACAUCUUUGAUGUCUACAGUCUUCUAGCUACCAUUCUUCAUUUAGGUAACGUAACAUUCCUCACAGCCGGCGGUGCCACGAUCAACGAGAAGUCCAUCGUGGACUUUGUGGCGUCGCUGCUGGACGUGGACAUGUAUGCAAUGGGUGAUGUGCUCACUACGCGCUCCAUCACGCUGCGUGGCGAAGAGAUCAACACACCGCUCACGUGUGACCAGGCUGAAGAUUCACGUGACUCUCUGGCAAUGGCCCUGUACGCCGCUGUGUUCCGCUGGAUCCUGAAAAAGAUCAACGUCUGCAUCAACGGCCCGGAGACGUACCGGUCGAUUAGUGUACUCGAUAUUUUCGGUUUCGAGAACUUUCAGGUGAAUCGUUUCGAGCAGUUCAACAUCAACUUUGCCAACGAGAAGCUGCAGAACUACUUCAACAAGCACAUCUUUGCCCUGGAGCAGCACGAGUAUAACAGAGAAGGCAUCUCUUGGGCGGAAAUUGAGUGGGUGGACAACGGAGAAUGCAUUGACCUCAUUGAGAAGAAACUUGGUGUGCUUGCACUUCUGGAUGAGGAGAGUCGCUUCCCGAAAGGCACGGAUGAGUCGUUCCUCCAGAAAGUUCACAACGCGCAUGGGAAAAACCACUUCUACAUCAAACCGCAGGUGAAGAACACCAAGUUUGGAAUCAACCACUAUGCUGGCGAUGUCAUGUACGACACGCGGGGUAUUCUUGAAAAGAACAGGGACACCUUCCGAGAGGACGUUCUUAUGCUUCUCAAGGACAGCAAGAAAGAUUUCAUCUAUGACUUGUUUGAGCACAUGACACCAGCCAGCGAGCAGCGAGGCAAGGCCUCCAAGAAGACCAAGACCGUCAGCGGCCAGUUCAAGGAAUCCCUCCUGUCUCUGAUGACACGUCUUGGCCAGUCGAAUCCUUACUUUGUACGCUGCAUCAAGCCCAAUGUCAAGAAGCUUGCUGGUGAGUUCAGUCCUGAGACGGUGCUGAAUCAGCUGCGGUACUCGGGCAUGAUGGAGACUGUCAAGAUUAGACGGGCUGGCUAUCCGGUGCGACGGCCGUUCGCCGACUUCAUCUACAGGUAUCGCGUGUUGGCACGUGGUCUUCCAGCCGGUGUGGAGGCCAAGUCUGGCUGUGUGAAGGUUAUGGAGACCUAUGACAGUCAGCGGAAAGACUGGCAGAUGGGACAAACAAAGGUAUUCAUGCGUGAAACAGUGGAGGUUAUCCUGGAGAAGGCCCGCGUCAAGGAGCUAGGCGUUGUGGCGCGGAAAAUCCAGUCGCGAGUUCUCGGAUGGCUGCAAAGACGCCGCUUCCUGAGAAUAAAGGCCAAGGUCGUAGUGCUGCAGAAGUUCUUCAAGGCCAUCGUAUAUCGCCGGCGAUUCCUUCGCCUUCGCAAGGCAGCCAUCGUUAUGCAGAAGUACGAGCGAUCCCGCGUGGCUCGCAAGAUCUUGGCUCAGCUGAAGGAGGAGAAGCGAAUCGAGGAGGAAAGAUUACGCGAAGAAGAGCAUCGCAAGGAAGAGGAAAGGCAACGUGAAUUGGAACGCCUGGAGCUGGAACUGGCCAAGGAGGCUGAGCUUGAGGCAGAGAAGGUCAAGCUGGAACGCGAUCUUGCCGAGAUGAAGGCCAGAGUGGCCGCAGAGCGAGAGAUGAAGCAGGAGGAGGAGAGGCGACAGCGCGAGAACGAAGAUCGCAAGCACAAGGAGGCAUUGCAGCGUGCCCUGGAGCUCGACAAGAUCUUCAAGGAAGCUGAAGAAGCGGCUCGCAUUGCUAUGGAGGAGCGUCAGAAACGUGAGGAGGAAGAACGAGUGAAGCAGGCUGAACAACGCCGUCUCCAAGAGGAGGAGAAUGCCAGAAUUGAGGCUGAGGCUGAGGCAGCAGCCAUCUAUCAGAUUGCAGAGCUGGACACCAAACUGCAGGCUGAACUAGAAGACGAAGAAGACGAGGCCGAAGAUCACGCAGAGGACCUGGAGAGCGGAGCGGCGUCUUCGCACCACGACGACGACGACGAAGAGGAGGAUGAAGAAACGGCGCAGCACACGAUGAAAGAAAGCGAUGCCUACCAUGAGGGAUAUAUCAACAUGAAGGCCGGUCACAAGUGGAAGAAACGCUGGGGAGUUGUCAAGGAGGGGACGUUCUCCUACUUCCGUGGCAAGCAGGAUGCUCUGAAGUCCGGCUGGUUGAACAAGAAGGGUGGCGGAACAGGAACGCUGUCAAGGCGUAACUGGAAGCGGCGUUUCUUUGUCUUGCGUGAGACGACGCUGACGUACCAUGAAUCGCAGGAGGAGAGCUCCAAGCUGCUCGGCACGAUUGAGCUCAAGGCGUGCAAGAAUAUCGUGACAUUCAGCAAAUCGUUUGAAUUUGGCAUUGAGCUGUCGCAUCGUACCUAUCACAUCACAGCAGAAUCAGAGGACGAAUUCACAGAGUGGGUUGGUCUACUUCGCAAGGUGAUCACAGCCAGUGAACAGGAUCUCAAAGAAUUCCAAACAUCCAGUGUCGACUCCAGACUGGCGGUGGGAAGUAUCGAGCUAUCUAGCAUUCAGUCAGUCGCUCCCACUGGAGGAAAUGCAAGACCAAACACGUUCACCAUCGUGACAGCUGAACGAGUCACCGAGUGUGAAGCCGACACACCGCAAGACGCUCUGCAGUGGAGAAGUGUGCUGGAACCGCAGAAGAAUCAGUACCAGGGAGGCAACCGAGCGGCCAUCGUCGAGAGAGGCUGGUUGACGAAGGAGACUCGGUCGGGCAAGCUUCGACAGAAGAGAUGGUUUGUGCUGACGGAGAAGGACGUCCGUUACUACAAGAAUGCCGAUACAAGACUACAGCCAAUUGCCACUAUCAGACUGAACUACUUGUGUUCUAUUAUAGCACCAGACGAGCUGACCUACAAGCAAGAAGGUCACUGGUCAAUGAUUUUGAACACACGAACAAGAACAUACAGGUUUGCUGCCAAGUCUCAGGCUGAUGCAACACGCUGGUGUAAUGCAAUCUCGGAGGUUGUGGACAACCUUCCUGUGAUAUCCAGUCACUACGAGAAGCUGGUCGAUGAGCUGCGCACCAGCAAAGACCCAGACCGCGUGUACCGCAUCAACCCCAUACUCGUACAGUCUACGGCAGACAUGACGUCAGCCUUGCUGCCUCUGCCCUACGGAAAGGUCAACACGCAACGUGCCAGGAGCAAGGGCUAUGGAACACGACAGGAGGAGGCCAUUCAGCUGUUUGGCUCUCUGGUGCAGGCCGAGUCCAUCUCUGACUAUGUCCCCGUCAUACAGGGCAUUCUGCAGACGGCGUUCGACCUGCCCGAUCUCAGGAGUGAAAUCUACUGUCAACUAAUCAAGCAGACGGCCGGUGUGAAACAUCCUGAUGGUCUGCUAACAGUGAGGACAUGGCAGGUGUUGGCAUGUAUGUGCGUGUGCUUCUUGCCGUCAAGAAAGUACCUCCGCUUCCUUAGCUGGCAUCUAAAGCGAGUACAAGCACAGCAUCCCAACACGGAAUCAGCGCGCUUUGCAGCGUACUGUGAGAAGGCGAUACAGAAGACGAAGACAAGAGACUUCCCACCGUCGCGUGACGAGAUCGCCGCAGUUUCGGCACGCAAGGAGUUAUCCGUCUCCGUCUACUGUUUCGGAGGCGGUGUAUGUAAGAUCAAGGUCGACUCGUCCACCACUGCCUCACAGAUCGUGGAAAAGCUCUGCAUGGGCAUGGGUGUACAGCACAGCCAUAACAAGUUUGCACUGUUUGAGCAGUGUGGGUCGCUGUCAAAGAACAUCGAAGAUCGUGUCAUCGUCGCCGACACCAUUUCCAGAUUUGAAAGAUAUCAAGUACAUGGUAUCAACGAAGGUGGUGAGAAAUGGAAACUCUUCUUCAAGGUCUUCUGCUUCUUCGACGUCGAGAACAUCAAAAUGGACGGCAUCGAGGGAGGCUUCCUUUUUGAGCAGGCGUGCGAUGCAGUACAUCUUGGUCGGUUCCCAGCUAACCAGCAAAGGUUAAUACGACUGUCGGCACUGAGACUGCAAUACAAAGAAGGAAACUACAAGGCCGGACAAUGGAACUCUGACCUGUUCAGUUUCUACCCAGUGAAGAAGAAGUCGGGACACGGUGCAGAGCGAGAGCGUAGUGGAACCUUGAAGGGGACGCUGCGAGGUCUUGGUACAAACACACUCAAGCGUAUCCGACAGGGUGAUGACAGCCAUGUAAACACGGGGUAUUCAGAGCAGGAGAUCCAGAACAUCAAGAUGUCCAUCUCUGACCAGUGGAAGAAACUCAAGGGCAUGACAGAGCAAGUCGCAAUGGAACAGUACAUGGAGAUCAUUCGGGAGUGGAGUGGCUACGGUGCGACACUCUUCGACGUAGAGUAUGCCGCCGAAAAGGAGAACAGUCGAUUCCCGCGGGACCUGUGGUUGGCGGUGUCCAAGGAGACGAUUGCCGUGUAUCGCCGUGGUGAAAGCGAUCCACUUUGCUCCUAUCCGUAUGCUCAGAUUCUAUCAUUUGGCGCCCCAGCCACCAACACGUACAAGCUGGUUGUGGAGGGUGAGGAGCCAAUGUCCUUCGAAACCAGUCAGGUUCUUGAGAUAGCCAAGUUGAUGAAGGCGUACAUCAACGGCAUUGUACGGCGAAGACGGCGUGAAGCACGCAAGAACGCCGCUCCGUAGGCGGCGAGAAAUAAAAAAGCGGAAUAUGUUUGUUGUGCUUACUACUGGCCUACUGGGGGCCUUUCUUCUACCUUUGUUAGCCCUUCUAUUUCUCUGACUCAUUCUUUCUCCUCUCUAUCUCCUCUCUCUCUCUCUCUCUCUCUCUCUCUCUCUCUCUCUCCCUCGCUCUCUCCCUCUCUCUCACACACACACACACACACACACACACACACACACACACACACACACACACAAACACGCACACACACACACACACACACGCACACUCAGUCACACUUACGCUCCUUCUCUCUCUCUCUCUCUCUUUCCCCUCUCCUGACUAGUAAUAAAAUCUCUUCUGUCACGCUGAUCAUGAAAGUAGUUAUAGGAAUGCAGCUGGCCCUGAUAGACUAAUGCAAUUUUAUAGUUUUAUGAUGCAUGUAUGUUUUGCGCUGGACAGAGUGAUUGCUUUGAGCGGCUCACUCCCUGCUCACCUGUGUCACUAGCCGCCGCACGCUGCUCUUAGAUCCGCUUGCAUGUGAUUUUGGGGUACACUUCGGCGAUCACGGCGAGAGUGCACUCGUGGAUGCACACCUGUUCUCUUCCAUUUCGUGGAAGGUGCCAUACACAUUACAAAAGCAACCUAUACAAAAACCCGGCACAGUAACUUCAUGAUGCAUCCUAUUUUUUAAAAGAUAUCCCCAUCCGCCCGACUGCUAAAUGCUGACCUGUGGGGCUUGCACUUAGUAUGUCAUCGCUGUGCAUCAUUACGUCAUCGCUGUGCAUCCUUACGUCAUCGCUGUGCAUCCUGACGUCAUCGCUGUGCAUCAUUCAGUUUUAUUUACUUUCUUUACUAGAACAGCUCUUAACGCUACGAUUGACUUUGCACCCGCAUCUCUGUUGUUGAUACUAGGGAAUUGUUUGAAAUUUUUUACUCAGUACCAUGUUGCUGUUGCCUCCACUGAUUCGUGUAAGCUAGCUCUUCUUCUGAAUUUUAAAAAACUUUUGUUUUGCUAGCCGUUUGUGCUUUUGAACGUCUCCCACUCGUUGUCAUGACAUCACCAUAUUCUCGCUGCUUUUGCGAAUCUUCAUGGAAAAAGAAUGUGCUAAUCAUGGA
Molecule: messenger RNA, 7179 nt
Organism: Sycon ciliatum
Lineage: Eukaryota; Metazoa; Porifera; Calcarea; Leucosolenida; Sycettidae
Product: unconventional myosin-X-like
Exons: 58
Coding region: 474-6083 (1869 amino acids)
Cellular component (GO): cytoskeleton; myosin complex
Molecular function (GO): cytoskeletal motor activity; protein binding; ATP binding
Source: RefSeq, a predicted model, not a curated record